Fibroporia radiculosa is the source of this 1095-nucleotide messenger RNA. RefSeq lists its product as uncharacterized. Gene Ontology annotation, biological process: mitotic sister chromatid cohesion; maintenance of mitotic sister chromatid cohesion. The transcript is spliced from 6 exons. The record is from RefSeq and is a predicted model, not a curated record. Gene Ontology annotation, cellular component: chromosome, centromeric region; chromatin; Ctf18 RFC-like complex. The coding region runs from base 1 to 1095 and encodes 364 amino acids. Lineage: Eukaryota; Fungi; Basidiomycota; Agaricomycetes; Polyporales; Fibroporiaceae.
AUGGAACUCCCCCCCGAUCUGUGUAAACUCAUUGAGGCGGGUGCUGAGAAUGCGGCCGUUACGAGCUUUAAAAUCAAAGGAAGUCCGGAGGAAGACGCAGUAUUGUGCACACCAGAUAAGACCUACGCCAUUCGAUCUGUUGUGCUGUCGAACUCCGUACUUGUAGUCACUCCCGGGCCUCUCGCAGUUGAUGAGUCGGGAAUGGGGAGAGAAGCUGCUGUGAUACGCGACCAGCUGAGCGAGAUCCUGGAACUCGUCCCGUCUGUUCCGAAGCUACAUAAACUGGAUACGCUUCUGAGGGGAGCUGAAUAUGGGGAAGAGCAUGAGGACGAGGACGGCGUGGAGAGUGAAGGCGACGACAAAUUACCGAGGCAGAAGCUGUCAUACCAGGAGGCACGAGACAUGCUGCAGGCCAGCGACGCUGAGCUUGAUCGAGGAUUGAGAGAGAGGCGUAUAUUGAUUCUAGACGGCAGAAUACGGCCUAUAGCCCCCUCAUACCUUACGACCAUACUUGAACUCAUCCUCACACACCUUGUAUCUCUCUCUCUUCGUCACGAUGCCGCAUCUGUGGAUGAGCUCUCCUCAGCACUAGAAGAAGGCUACGAUAUUAGAAGGGAUGUUUGUGAACAAAUCUUGUGUUGGUUUGGGCAGACACAUGAGAAAAAGUGGCGUAUGGACGUCAACUCUAUCGUCAAGGAGGUCGGCUUGGGCAUUUUGAGAUCGUAUGAAGAUGAGCAUACACCGCAGGAUGAAUUCAUGCAGAGGUGGCGGAAGGCCGUGGGUGACUCCUUCGAGGCGGAGGUCUCCUUGAACUUACUUUCAGGAAACUACCUCUCGCAGGUUGAUACAUUGCGUGAUUCCCCUACCGCGAUGCUUACAUACUUUCCCUCGUCUCGCUUGCCCAUCGACCCCUCUGCCCGAUUCACUGACUUAUUUCUCACUCGCCCACGCUGGAAGGCCGAGGAGAUCGCGCCGUUCUUGGCGGACAUCGUUGUCGAUUCCAAAGAGCGCGAUCGGUUGCUGCUGAAGUAUACGAGGGCAGUAACUGAUUCGGAGGGCGUGUGGUACACUGCACGAACAAAAUACAACGGGUAA